AUGCACUCUGCCGCCAAGAAACGGGAAUUGAAGGAGUGGUGGGACAGCGAGAAGGGGAAACAAAAGGAGAUCGUGGCACACCAGAAAGAAGCCACGGAGCAGCUCUUAACAGUUAUGGAGCGCCAAGCGGACAUGCUCCAGCCCAGCAUUUCUUUCAAAAGCGGCGCCUGCCAGGCCGCUGCUGGGCUCCUGCAGGCAAGGGGGGGGCAGCAUGGUCGGACUCCGGAGGAGCCAUUUGGGGGGGCGGGGGGCGCGGCCGGAGGAGCGAAGCAGCCGGGCUCCUCGGCCAUCGUGCCUCACGCUCAGCGCUGCCGCCUCCUGCGGCGGCUCAGGGGUGGCCAUCAGGAGAAGGUGGAUGAUUUUGGUGACAAUCAGAAAACGAUGAUGGGGGAAAUAGGGGACAAUCCUGAGUGGGCAGAGCACCAGUCCCUGACCCAGAGCAACAGGAGCUUUGCUGCUGACAUCCAGGUGUCCGACGGGGAGCUGCAGAGAAUCCACACAGGAGAGAGACCGUAUAAAUGCCUUGAGUGUGGGAAAAAUUUCAUUCGUCACUCAAACCUCACUAAACAUAGGAGAAUCCACACAGGCGACAAACCCUACGAAUGCAACGACUGUGGGAAAAGUUUCAUUGAGAGAACAAAACUUACUAGACAUCAGGCAGUCCACACAGGAGAGAAACCCCAUAAAUGCUUAGACUGUGGGAAAACUUUCAGUCAGAACUCAAAUCUUAUUACACAUCAGCGAACCCACACAGGAGAGAGACCUAAUAUAUGCCUUGAGUGUGGGAAAAGUUUUAAGCACAGUUCAUCCCUAAUUAAUCAUAAGAGAAUCCACACAGGAGAGAGACCCUAUAAAUGCCUUGAGUGUGGGAAAAGUUUUAUGGAAAGUUCAUCCCUUACUAAACAUGGGAGAAUCCACACAGGAGAAAGACCCCAUAAAUGCCUCGAGUGUGGGAAAGGUUUUAUAGAAAGUUCAUCCCUUACUAAACAUGGGAGAAUCCACACAGGAGAAAGACCUUAUAAAUGCCUUGAGUGUGGGAAAAGUUUCAGUUUGAAAUCAACCCUUAAUUCACAUCAGAAAACCCACACAGAAGAGAAACCCCAUAAAUGCUUGGACUGUGGGAACACUUUUGCUAGGCACUCAUCCCUUAUUAAACAUGGAAGAAUCCACGUGGGAGAGAGACCUUAUAAAUGCUUUGAUGGUGGGAAAAGCUUCAGUAAGAGCUCCGAGCUCACCAAACAUCAGAAAAUCUACAAGGGUGAGAGAUCCUAG
Messenger RNA from Emys orbicularis (European pond turtle), 1272 nucleotides. RefSeq names its product zinc finger protein 664-like. The record is from RefSeq and is a predicted model, not a curated record. Bases 1 to 1272 code for a protein of 423 amino acids. The transcript has 5 exons. Lineage: Eukaryota; Metazoa; Chordata; Testudines; Emydidae.